AUGGAACUUUCAAAAAGUUCAAUAAAAGAUAAUGCUUCAAGCAUCAACAAUAAUAAUAUAAAUAAAAAUAUAAAUAAUAAUAUAAAUAAUAAAAACAACAAUAAUAUUAAUAAUAACAACAAUAACAUAGAUAAUAACAUAGAUAAUAAUAUAGAUAAUAACAUAGAUAAUAAUAAUAAUAAUUUAGAUAGUAAUGAAAAUCAGAAUCACAAUGAAAUAUUAAAUAAAAAACAAACAGUUAUUGUACCUAAAAUUAUAAAUUUUCAUAAUAUAAACAAUAUAAAUAACUCGAGUAAUAAUCUAAAUAGCCAAAGCAACAACAAUAACAAUAUUAAUAAUAAUUCAGAGUUCCCUGGAACUCCUAAAAAAAGAAGAUUUACAGAUUAUUUAGAAGAAGGUGAUGAUCAAUACAUUGAUGAUUAUGAAGAUGAUAACACAAACAAUAAUAAUGAUAUAAACAUUAGCCAGUCUAUACAGCCCCAUACUCCAACAUAUAAUAAUAAUAAUAAAUGUAAUUUUAGUCAUAAUUUAAAAACCAGUGGUAAUAUUAGUUUCAGCUCUACCAAUACAAUAUACAUAGAAAAAGAAUUAUCAAGCCCAAAAUUGGAAAAUACCAAUUUGGAUAGUACAUAUAAUGAAGAUAUAUAUAGAUCUCAUAGUUUUAGGUAUGACUACGAGAAAAAAGAAUCAACAAGUUAUUUACCUUUUUUAAAUAACCCUUUUCUACAUAAUUACACUUCUUCCUUAUCAGAUGACGACAGUAAUAUAAACAAGGAUUCAAAUCAUAGUAACCAUAACCAUUAUAAUAGCACCAAUAUCAACAACAAUAAUAAUAAUGAAAGUGAUUCAGACUCCGAAAUUGAUAAUGAAAUAUUUAAUUUUAAUAAAAAUUGUAAUAACAAUAACAAUAACAAUAACAAUAUAAAUCAUAAUAAAAAUAACAAUAACAAUAAUUCAAAUCCAACAUCACCUUGUAUAUUUUCAUCAUCAUUCUUACCUUCAAGGAAUUCAAUGUCACCUCGUUUAUUUAAAAGUUCCUACAAUAGUUUAAAUAGACCUUUAAAGAAAUUUAAUGAUGAAACUAAUAUAUAUAAUAGUACAUCAUCACCAUUUUUAAAUAAUAUUAAUUAUCAAAAUAAUAGUAUUAAUAAAAAUGUUUUUAGUAAUUACAACUUUAAUAAUAAUAAUAAUAAUAAUAAUAAUAAUAAUAAUAAUAAUAAUAAUAAUAAUAAUUUAAUCAAUAAUAAAGAAAUGAAAUUGUCAAUCGAUGAAGAAUUUAUUGAUGAAAAACAACAUUUUAUUGAAAGAGAAGAAAGUGAAAAAGAAGAAGAAGAGGAAGAGGAAAAGCUUAAAGAUAAUAAAGAUAAAGAUAUUAUGAUGGAUUUCUAUUCUAACACAUUAUCAAAGUUUUCAACUUUUAAAAUAUAUGAUGAGGAUGAACCAGAACUUUUAGAAUUAGAAAAUAAUAAUAAUAAUAAUAACAAUAAUAAUAAUAAUAAUAAUAAUAACAAUUAUAAUAGAUUUGAUAGAUUCCAAAGCAAUCCAUUCUCAAAAAAUAGAUCAACAAAUCCAAUAGCUGCACUUUUGGAAAAACAAAAAAUUAGAAAAGAUUAUAGCGAAAGUGAUAGCAGUAGCAGUAAUAGCGAUGAAGAAAAUAUAAACUAUAAGAUAAAGAAUCAGGUCAGAAAUACAAAUGAAGAAGAAUAUAACAACUAUGAAAAUGAAGAAGAUGAUAUCAGUAAUGAAGAUGAAAAUUCUUCUUGUAGCAAAUGGAAACCAAUAAAAAUAAUCAAUAGUCGUCCAAUCAACGGUGGUGAUAAUUUAAAUGUGAUUAAUGUUUUUAAAAAUAAAAUAGUUUAA
Dictyostelium purpureum is the source of this 1860-nucleotide messenger RNA. RefSeq lists its product as uncharacterized. The transcript has 2 exons. The record is from RefSeq and is a predicted model, not a curated record. The coding region runs from base 1 to 1860 and encodes 619 amino acids. Lineage: Eukaryota; Evosea; Eumycetozoa; Dictyosteliales; Dictyosteliaceae.